Zychaea mexicana is the source of this 1955-nucleotide messenger RNA. Its product is annotated as major facilitator superfamily domain-containing protein. Gene Ontology annotation, molecular function: transmembrane transporter activity. Bases 1 to 1551 code for a protein of 516 amino acids. Lineage: Eukaryota; Fungi; Mucoromycota; Mucoromycetes; Mucorales; Lichtheimiaceae. Gene Ontology annotation, cellular component: membrane. Gene Ontology annotation, biological process: transmembrane transport. The transcript is spliced from 10 exons. The record is from RefSeq and is a predicted model, not a curated record.
AUGCCGCGGGAAUGUAGAGACAGAAAGACACAGCACAUUUCCACAUUCAACAACCAACAAACGUUCGAGACUUCAGAAAAAGAAGAAGUCCAGUAUACAGAGGAUGUACAUCAAGCUAGUAAAAUAACCACCACGGAUGACACAGAGAAAGCAGGAGGCGAUCUCUCGGUUCGGUCGUUUGAAGGAACACCGGAGGAACGGGCCUAUGUCCGAAAACUGAACUACUUUAUCAUGCCGCUGGUCGGUGGAAUCAUUUUCGUACAGUUUUGUGAUAAAGCAGCCCUCAGUGUCGCACCUGUAUUGGGACUGAAUGCAGAUUUGCAGCUCACAGGAACACAAUUUUCGGUUCUGGGCUCUAUGUUUUAUUUGGGGCAUUUGAUCUACCAGAUACCCAAUCAAUUCAUUCUCCAACGCGUACCUCAUGCCAAAUAUCUUUCAGUAUUACUCUUAUUCUGGGGUGUGGUAAUGGCCCUUACAGGAGCAUGUCAAACUUUCGGCCAAGUCGCAGCCAUGCGUUUUCUCCUUGGUUUAUUCGAAGCUGCUGCUAUGCCAACAUUAUAUAUGAUCACUGCCACGCUUUAUCGUCGAACGGAGCAACCAGUGCUAUUUGGUUAUAUCACCCUGUGCAAUGGUGUAGGCGCCGCUAUUGGCGCUUCGAUUUCAUACGGCUUCGCGCAUAUGAACAAUGCUCGUGGCAUUGAGAAUUGGAGAUGGGGUCAUAUUUGCUUUGGGUCCCUCACUGUCGCCUUGGGCGUUGUUUCUUGGUUUUGUUUGGUGGAUAAGCCAGAUCAUCCCCUCCUACGACUGACGGAAACGGAAAAACAAAUUGCCAAGGAUCGAACGCGUGAUAAUGCCGUUGUCAAAAACAAGAUCUUUAAAUACGAUCAGAUGUGGGAAGCAGUGAAAGAACCUCGGUAUUGGUAUAUCAUGAUUGGUGGUUUAUGUAUCAGUCUGCAGAACGGAGGUAUGCUUGUCUUCAGCACAACCUUUGUCCUUGGUUUAGGCUUUACCGGAGAGCAAUCCCUGCUACUACAGAUCCCGAGUGGUAUGGCAUCCGCGCUGGGAGUGUUUAUCGCAGUACUCUUAGCACAGAAGACGAAACAAAUGCUUUACAGUUCUAUGUUUAUGCUCUCCAUCGGUAUAAUUGGGCUGAUUAUCCUGUUAGCCAUUCCCGAUGGCGCAAUCAAGCUCCUUGGAUUUUAUCUCAGUUGGGCUGGCACUGGAUCGUAUGCGCUAGUUGUUACUAUCAUCGGUAACAACGUUAAAGGAUAUACGAAAAAGAUUUUUUACAACAGUUCUAUCAUGAUUGCCUAUACAGUCGGCAAUUUCUGUGGCCCAUUGAUGAUGGCGGACGUCCAAGCACCAAGAUAUCUCGGUGGUGUCGGAGGCUUCCUUGGCGGCUUCGCUGUUGCCUUCAUUUGUGUAUACUUGGUCCGUGUCCAAGGUGCUCGCGUCAAUAAUCAGCGUCUGGCUAACAAGUCAGGAGAGGAGACAGAUGUGUACUUAGAUCUUACGGAUAAAGAAGACAAGAACUUUAUCUAUCGGUUAUAGGUUACAUAUUAACCUACCCGCUACACGCAUCUCAACACAGCCAAAUGUAAUCAAUACAUACCAUACCAUUAUUGGGUAUAACACGCGAAGCGUUCAUUAUGUAUAACCUUUUGUUCUUCUUUUAAUAUCUUAAUGCUAUGAAAGCUCCCAAUUUAUGUAUAAAGUAUCUAUAAUAUGCCUGUACUACAUUUGUCUUCCUAUCCAGUCACGUGUGGGAUGGCCCACUAUAUUAGGGACCGCGCAACAUGCAUGAAAACACCGAGCUUCGCACGCUUUCUAUGAAGUAUGCAUUUGAUGGGGGUAGGCAUUUUACCUCUAACGAGUAGAAAGUACAUUUUUUAGAUAAAUAUCAAAUUCAGGCUAUGAAAGAAUCUAACUGCACGUCGACUUUGUUAAUAUUUCAC